AAAAUCAAACGAAAUCGUAUACGAAGUAAUACAUCCAAUACAACAAUACCGGCACUGUUUACACCCAUAAGCAUACGUGGCAUAACUCUUCGGAACCGGAUAUGUGUCUCACCGAUGACAAUGUCGGCCUCGAAGGACGGUUUCGCCACUGACUUUCAUUUGGGACAUUUGCAGGGAUUUGCUUUAGGCGGCGCCGGACUGGUCGUCAUGGAGGCCACUGCUGUCUCACCGCAAGGACUGAUCAGUCUCGAAGAUAACGGUCUGUGGAGUGACGCCCACAUCGAACCGUUGGCCAGAAUUGUCAAACAAAUCAAAGCGUACGGAGCAGUGGCUGCCAUUCAGAUCAAUCAUUCCGGUCGUAAGGGUAGCUGUCGUACGGGUUGGGAUGGAGGCAACUCAAUGGCAGAUAGUGAAGGUGGUUGGCCAACAGUAGCACCCAGUGCUAUACCGUACGAUAAAGAGUCCAUUUGGAAAGUACCGAAAGAAGCCACUGUUGAUGAUAUCGACGAAAUUACAAAACAAUUUACAGCUGCAGCUAAACGGGCCGUUACGGCCGGGUUUGAGGUAAUUCAACUACAUUUCGCACAUGGAUAUAUAGUUCAUCAGUUUAUGUCACCGCUGACCAACAAACGGACCGACAAAUAUGGCGGAAGUUUAGAAAAUCGGAUACGCUUUGGACUGGAAAUAACCGAAAGUGUGGCUAAAGUCAUACCCGAUAAUGUUGUGUUGGGUGCAAGGAUUACAGUCACUGAUCACGUAAAGGGUGGUUGGGAUGUGCCAUCAACUAUAGAGUUUGCUAAGCAACUCAAACCUAAAGGUCUGGAUUUUGUCGACUGUUCCGGUUAUAGUGGACUCGUGCCGUGGGAUCCGUCUAUCAAAACUGAUACCUAUGCCGUCCAAUUGGAAGCAUCCGAGCGCAUACAGAAAGAGGUGGGUUUGGUUACCAGUGUUAUUGGCGGUGUAUUCAGUCCCAAGUAUGCCAACGAAAUUGUGGCCAACGGUACGGCAUCGAUGGUGAUGUUGGGCAGGGCUUUCCUAAACAACCCUCACUGGCCAUAUCAUGCGGCAGACGCUUUGGGCGUACAAAAAGAAGACUUAUUUCCCAAACAUUACCGUUACGUCAUAUCAAACAAACGUUAA
Molecule: messenger RNA, 1140 nt
Organism: Oppia nitens
Lineage: Eukaryota; Metazoa; Arthropoda; Arachnida; Sarcoptiformes; Oppiidae
Product: NADPH dehydrogenase-like
Exons: 3
Coding region: 115-1140 (341 amino acids)
Cellular component (GO): intracellular anatomical structure
Molecular function (GO): FMN binding; NADP binding; NADPH dehydrogenase activity
Source: RefSeq, a predicted model, not a curated record